Camponotus floridanus (Florida carpenter ant) is the source of this 1580-nucleotide messenger RNA. It is a transcript of the gene Yif1, whose product is annotated as protein YIF1B. The transcript is spliced from 4 exons. Gene Ontology annotation, cellular component: COPII-coated ER to Golgi transport vesicle; Golgi membrane; endoplasmic reticulum-Golgi intermediate compartment. NCBI's taxonomy places the organism in Eukaryota, Metazoa, Arthropoda, Insecta, Hymenoptera, Formicidae. The record is from RefSeq and is a predicted model, not a curated record. Gene Ontology annotation, biological process: endoplasmic reticulum to Golgi vesicle-mediated transport. Bases 189 to 1181 code for a protein of 330 amino acids.
CAGAUGUAACAUCAGUCUACGAAUAGAAGAUCCCACAAUGGCGGUCAGGCUGCUACAAAGAGCAGAACAUGACGACAUGUUGUAGUAUAAAUUACUCUUAAUUUCAUUCUGAUGAAAGGAUUGAGAAGGUGCGAGUAAGUUUGUAUCUUAUUUUGCUGAACGAACUGGAACAUAAACACUGUUGAAGCAUGAAUUAUAAUCACUCGAACGCACGCCGAGGAAAACCGAAGAGAUUGUUAGAUCCAUCAGCUGGUUUAUCCGCACCAACUCCUCCAAUGCCGCAGAGCUCAUAUAUGUAUAACCAACAGGUGCCUGUGAAUAAUGGUGCAAUGCCAGAAUAUGGUUUUAACGUUCCUGGACAAACGCCACCACCACCAUCAGCACCAUAUGGAUUUAAUCCACAAAUAUCAAAUUAUCCACUCGAUAACACUCAAGGUGAAGAGUUUGCGAGCUCACAAUUUGCGACGCAAUUAUUGGCUCAACCAAUGGUUACAAACAUGGCUGUACAAUAUGGAAACACAUUAGUUGGUACUGGGAAGCAGCAAUUUGAAAAAUAUGUGCCAGUUACAGCCUUGAAAUAUUAUUUUGCUGUAAACACAGAUUAUGUCUUCGCAAAGUUAAUGUUAUUGAUCUUUCCAUUUACACAUAACGACUGGUCUGUAAAAUAUGAACAAGACGUACCAUUACAACCACGAUAUGAGAAAAACGCGCCAGACAUGUAUAUUCCUACAAUGGCGUUUUUCACAUAUGUUGCUACAGCAGGAUUAGUUUUAGGUAUGCACGAACGUUUCACUCACGAACAGUUAGGUAUUCUGGCUAGCAGCGCUCUAGCAUGGGGUGUGAUUGAAUUGCUCUUUCAUACUGUGAGUCUGUAUGUGAUGAAUGUUCAAACUAGUCUAGCAACGUUAGACUUGUUGGCAUAUUGUGGUUACAAAUAUGUUGGUAUUAAUGCAGCCUUAUUGAUGUCGUUGAUAUUUGGAAAGCUGGGCUAUUUUACGAUGCUACUAUAUUUUAGCAUUUCUCUAGCUAUUUUUCUGAUGCGAUCGUUAAAGUUAAGAGUCAUUCCGCAAGGCCAUAGUUCGUAUACGGCUUCUGGAAAUAAGAGACGACUUUACUUUAUAUUAUUCUUAGCUGGUAUACAACCUAUUUUGAUGUGGUGGCUGUCGUAUCAUUUAAUUUAAAUGGCAAGAAAUUUACAUGUGCAAGAAAUUUAUAAGACGCAAUGAAGGGAAGAAGAAAAGAUGUGUAUAUUUAUUAUUUGGUUACUAACAUCAUCUGUACAUUUUUUGUAAUAAAAUUCGAUACAAAUAUAGUAAAUCAUCAUGCGCAUUAUUAAAAGAUUCUGGGAAAAAAGAGCACUGGAAAAUGGUAUAGGUUUGAUACGUAUGAUAUUAAACUCGCGUAAAAUUAAUAAAUAAAUUGUAUUAUGUAAUUAGAAUUAAUUAUAGUUGUAAUUUUUUUAACAGUCAUGAUGCACAAAUAUAUUUAGAUAAGAGCAAAUCUCGAAUACUUUAUUUCGUACAUGUAUGGUAUAUUUGAAGAUUGAUGAAAGUGUCUGGAAAAUAAAUUUUUUCCUUAGA